AUUCAAGUUAUUUUGGUCCUAUUACUUUUUUCUUUCCUCUUGGCAGUGUAGCUCAUUGGUUCUAGUUUUGAAGAUUUAACAUCUCUUCUGGUCUCAUCUUAUAAACAAUGGAAUCAAAUAGAGCACUCAUAACCAUUUUUAUCCUCCUUUGUCUCUUUCUCUCGGCAAGCUUCUUCACUCAUUCUGGUAAGCGUCUCUUUCUCUUCUUCUCUCCAGUUCUAGCUCCAAGAGCAUUUGAUUUUUUUCUUUCUAAUUUUGUAGCAGAUGCAAGAAAACUUGUUGGACUUGAGAGAGACUCAAAGAAGAGGCCAAAGAAGCUGACCAUCAAAGCAUUAAAACACACAUCAGUGUUAGAGAAAAUGAUGACACAACUCAAUCUAGCUCAGCCUUUGGAUUGCUCAACAACAUCCUCCAACACUCAACCUAAUAGUGUUAGUGCAACUCUCAGUCUAUCUCCCUACGUUCCACUUGCUCCACUUUCAGUUCCCGAUAAUGCCCCUCCUUUUUGUGUUAAUCCUCCAAAUAUUCCUCUAAACUUGCCUCCUUUCUCCUCCUAUCCUGAACUUAGCCCACCUCCAGGCCCAAUCAUUGUACCUAACCCACCUGAAUCAUCUUCUAAUCCAAACUCAAACCCAAAUCCACCUGACUCCACCUCAAACCCAAACUCAAUUCCAAACCCACCUGAAACAUCCUCCUCUAAUCCAAACCCACCAGAAUCAUCUUCUAACCCGAACCCACCAGAAUCAUCAUCAAACCCCAGCCCACCCGUUACAGUCCCAAACCCACCUGACAUUUCCAGUCCAAACCCAUCAGAAACAGUUCCUAGCCCUUCAGUACCCGGUUAUUCGCCAGGCCCAUCAGGACCCAUUUCAGGUCCACCUUACUCCGAACCAGGCCCAUCAACCUCGACUAACACUCCUACACCGUCCGGUAAUAUUCCAACCCCAUCAUCAGAGUUUUUACCUCCGAUCGUCUAUCCGCCGCCUAUGGUUCCACCACCACCUAGCGUGAGUCCGGCAUCAGGUUACUGGUGCGUUGCUAAGCCUUCAGUGCCUGACCCAAUCAUCCAAGAAGCCAUGAAUUUUGCUUGUGGAUCAGGAGCUGAUUGCCAUUCAAUUCAGCCUAAUGGGUCUUGCUUUAAACCCAAUACAUUGUGGGCACAUGCUUCAUACGCCUUCAAUAGCUAUUGGCAGCGAACCAAAGGUUCCGGUGGCUCGUGCUCGUUCGGCGGCACCGGCAUGCUUGUCACCGUCGACCCAAGCUUUAAUGGGUGCCAUUUUGAUUUCUUCUAAUGCAUGAAGAACAAUGAAGACGUCUCUCAUUUUUUAAAAAUUUAUAUCAUGUGGAUACGAAUAAUAUCAACUACGUUUGAUAUAUGUACAUUAGGUUGGUCUCUCACUUGUAAGUUGUAACCCUUUAAGGUUUAUAAAAUACUAAAUUCCUAUGGAAUGGCAUUGGCAUAACAACAGGG
This is a messenger RNA of Raphanus sativus (radish), 1471 nucleotides long. RefSeq names its product pollen-specific leucine-rich repeat extensin-like protein 3. Bases 108 to 1292 code for a protein of 394 amino acids. Lineage: Eukaryota; Viridiplantae; Streptophyta; Magnoliopsida; Brassicales; Brassicaceae. The record is from RefSeq and is a predicted model, not a curated record. The transcript has 2 exons.